AUGGAGGGAGGGAGUGAUGGGACUCCUAAACCAACUGAAACUUGGGCUAAUAAGGUGAAGGGUAGCUCUAUUGCCUCAAAAGGGAAAGCACUAUCAUUUGUCGCCCCUGUUUGUACUGAUGGGAAAGUAAUUGCUUGUUUGCAACAGUCUGAACUUAAUAGAUGCAAUGCCCCGUGGUCUAAUGCUGUAGUGAUGUUUGUUAUUGGUGAGACACCCACAAUUGCUUCUGUAAUGAGGUUUAUCACAAAAGAAUGGAAUCAUGUAGCUAUGCCUAAGGUCUUUCUACAUGAUGAAGGAUAUUUUGUGCUGAAAUUUGGAUCUGUAGAGGAUAAGGAUGUUGUGUUGUUUGCAGGGCCACACUUCUUCUAUGGGAAGCUUACUAUUCUCAAGCAGUGGUCUCCUAGUUUUUGUUUUCAUGAGAAAGUGUUGAAAGUCAUUCCCCUGUGGAUUAAGUUCCCAAACCUGCCUUUGAACCGUUGGGGAGAAGACUCUCUCAGUAGAUUGAGUAGUGUGGUUGGGGUGCCUUUGUAUGCAGAUGAGUGUACUUCUCAGCAUCUUAGAAUUUCCUUUGCUAGAGUGCUUGUUGAGGUAGAUGUAACUAGACCAUUGCCUUCCAGUAUUACUGUAGCAGAUCCCUCAGGACAAGAAUUUGAACAAGCAACAGAGUAUGAGUAG
This is a messenger RNA of Spinacia oleracea (spinach), 675 nucleotides long. RefSeq lists its product as uncharacterized. The coding region runs from base 1 to 675 and encodes 224 amino acids. The transcript has a single exon. Lineage: Eukaryota; Viridiplantae; Streptophyta; Magnoliopsida; Caryophyllales; Amaranthaceae. The record is from RefSeq and is a predicted model, not a curated record.